UAAAGUAUAAUAUAAAGCCCGGCUUAGAGAUAACGAACUGAGAAGCUUGUGAGUCCAAUUGGUCAUCUGAUUGCGAUUGUGCCCCGAAAAUGGGUGAACCUAUAGUGCGAGCUGCAUUGUCGGCGAUUUUGGGAAUCCUCGUGAUCACGGGUUGCAAAUCCGAACCAAGGUUCAAGUACGAGAUCAAGGAGUUCCAGGUGCCGCUGGAUCACUUCAGUUUCCUGAUCAACGCCACCUUCAACAUCCGGUAUUUGUACAACGACUCGUUCGUGGACAAGAGCAAUGCCCGCACUCCGAUCUUUUUUUACACGGGCAACGAGGGGGACAUCGAACUGUUUGCCCAGAACACCGGAUUCCUGUGGGAGCAGGCGGCGAAGCAGAAGGCGCUGGUCAUUUUCGCGGAGCAUCGGUACUAUGGCAAGUCGCUGCCCUACGGGAGUUCCACCUUCAACGCCAGCAUGCCGGAGCACUUGGCCCAGUUUACGGUGGAACAGGCCCUGGAGGAUUACGCCAUGUUGAUCACUUUCCUAAUGGGCGAUCGCCAGAUGCCCGUGGUGGCGUUCGGGGGAUCCUACGGCGGAAUGCUGGCCGCCUGGUUCCGGAUGAAGUAUCCGCAUUUGGUCACCGGCGCCCUGGCCGCUUCGGCACCCAUUCUCCAGUUUCCCGGCAUAACCGAUUGCGACAUCUUCUAUCGGAUUGUGACGUCGGUGUUCGAGAAUGCCUACAACGCCAACUGUACAGUGAACAUUGGCAAGUCGUGGAAACUCUUUGAGAUGCUGGGCGGUAGUGAUGCGGGCAAAAAGCAGAUAUCCGAUGCCUUUCACCUGUGCAGUCCGCUCAAGAGCGAUGCGGAUGUGAAGAAGUUCCUCGACUACAUCGAUGAAGUCUACAGCAAUUUGGCCAUGGUGAACUAUCCGUACAGCAGCAGUUUCCUGGCUCCAUUGCCGGCUUAUCCGGUGAGGCAGGUGUGCUACUACCUGAAGGACUUGCAUGCCGGCGACGGAGAUCUACUGCAUGCCAUGUCCAGUGCGUUGGCGGUCUAUACCAAUUACACUGGGUCCGCCAAGUGCCUGGAUAUAACCGUCAACUCGAACGCCGAUGAUGCGGGCUGGAAUGUCCAGUCCUGCAACCAAAUGGUGAUGCCUUUCUGCUCCAACGGCACCGAAACCAUGUUCCGCCCAUCCAGCUGGAACUUCAAGGAGUACGCCGAGAAGUGCUACAAGGACUAUCGCCUCACGCCCAAGCCAUAUGACAUUAUUUUACGGUACGGCGGCAGGAACUUGGAGGCUGUCAGCAACAUCAUCUUCAGCAAUGGCCUGCUGGAUCCCUGGAGUGGCGGCGGUGUGCUGCAGGCCCCCAAUGACAAGGUCUUCGUCAUCAUCCUGCCGGAGGGAGCCCAUCACCUGGAUCUGCGGCACAGCGAUCCUGCGGAUCCGCCUUCAGUGCGCGAUGCCCGCGAGAAGGAGGCGGAAAUCAUAGCACGAUGGAUCCAAGAGUUCUGAGAUCGAAAUGCAUCUAUUUAAUGCAUCUAUUUAAAAGCCGAAGUAAACAAAUUACGAAACGAAAUUAAGAGUACAUAUUUUUAAUCUAAUGAACAAUCUAUUAAAUAGUUGCACGAUCUAUUUUGUAACACUUUGAAAAAUUAUAAUCAAUAAAUACUUUUUUAAUCUAAA
Messenger RNA from Drosophila elegans, 1673 nucleotides. RefSeq names its product lysosomal Pro-X carboxypeptidase. Gene Ontology annotation, molecular function: serine-type exopeptidase activity; dipeptidyl-peptidase activity. Lineage: Eukaryota; Metazoa; Arthropoda; Insecta; Diptera; Drosophilidae. The transcript has a single exon. Gene Ontology annotation, biological process: proteolysis. Bases 90 to 1502 code for a protein of 470 amino acids. The record is from RefSeq and is a predicted model, not a curated record.